Petromyzon marinus (sea lamprey) is the source of this 1845-nucleotide messenger RNA. RefSeq names its product fibroblast growth factor 6-like. Gene Ontology annotation, molecular function: growth factor activity. The record is from RefSeq and is a predicted model, not a curated record. NCBI's taxonomy places the organism in Eukaryota, Metazoa, Chordata, Hyperoartia, Petromyzontiformes, Petromyzontidae.
ACGCAAUCGUUCCCGCGACUCAGCGCACACGCGCGCACUGCAACGGCAAUCGAACGUCUGCGGAGGCGACUCUGUGACAUUUCACGGAUUUUUCUCUGGGCAUUAGAAAGAAGGGGGGCGGGGACGGAAACAAGUUCCCUGCAUUGUUGAUCUCAUACCUGACAGCACGCUGCUUUGUUGGGGCCACAAGUUCGCAGCGGGUGGCCCGCGAAACGCAGCGUGCAUCACGAUGACGCACGAGGGGGGAGACACCUAAGGGGGUCAACAACAACAACAACAACAAACUCGUUCUAGCGCACCGCAAGAAUAACUUUUUUUUUCUUCCCGAACCAAGAACAGCUCCGUAAAUUUAGCAGAAAUGUCAUUUAACCCACGUGAUUCAAUAGCGAGACAGAUUCCUUAUAAAUAGGGCGGGCUGACUGAUGGCAGUUUGCAUCCACCGCACUGUGUCACCACCAAUGUCUUGGCGCAAAGCCACCGUUUCAACUCCAAUCCGUACGACGUCAACGCAAGGCAUUUUUCCUCUCUCUCUUGCAAUCUCGUCCGUUCACUGCCGACGUGCGCCCUCGCUCUUUUGGAGUGGCCAGGCAUCUGAGACCGGACCACAUUCUGGAAGUAUAGAGACAUUGUUAUUGUUGCUAUAAUAAGUCCUGCAGUGUCAGUGCUGCUGGUGGCGGUGGUGGUGGCAGAGAGAGAGAGAGGGAGACAGACACAGAGAGAAAGAGAGUGGAGAGAGAGAGAGAGGAGACCGGCUUCAGUCUGCUGGUAUUUUUAGGUGGAUCCCAUCAACCAAUCUUCCCUCCUGCAGGCCAACAAUCCACGUACCGCGUGGCUGGCACACGAUGGGUGGAGCUCAGCCGGUUCUCCACUUGGCAGUAGCAGCGUGCCUCGUUACGUGCGCGCCGCCAAAUUUGACGCAGUGCUACCCGCUCGCGACCUCCUCCGGCCACGCCACCGUGCCCCGCCAAUUCUGGCUCGUGGGCUGUCGACACAACUCCAGGUAUCCCCCCGCGUCUUCCAACUCCUCCUCAUCCUCCUCGCCGUCGUCAUCAUCUCCUGCUGCCCUGGGACUCCCGGGCGACGGGCGAGGUUGUACGGUGGGCGGCUCGGAGCGGGCGCUGAAGCGGCUGGAGCGGCGGGGCCCGCGCGGCUACCUGGCGGGGAUCAAGCGGGUCCGCCGCCUCUACUGCAACGUGGGCAUCGGCUACCACCUGCAGGUGCUGCCCGACGGGCACGUCAGCGGCGUGCACAGCGAGAGUCCCUACAGUCUCCUGGAGAUCUCCACCGUGCAGCGAGGGGUCGUCAGCAUUUUCGGCAUCAAAAGCGGCCUCUUCCUCGCCAUGAGCAGCAGAGGGAGUCUCUAUGCUACGCCGUACUUUACGGACGAGUGCAAGUUCGGCGAGACGCUGCUGCCCAACAACUACAACGCGUACGAGUCGAGCGCGCACGCCGGCACAUUCGUGGCGCUCGGCAAGCGUGGCCGCGUGAGGAACGGCGGGCGCGUCACCCCCCGCAUGACCGCCACGCACUUUCUGCCCAGGCUGUGAGCGAAGCGGAAGGUUCGCGAUCUAAAACCCCCACACCCCCUCGCCCCCCCCCCACACCCCCAAAAAAAACCUCAAUUAUGGAUAAUAUUGUUCGCGACAACCCAUGCGUUAAACUGAACCAGAAAGCCCUUUGCACCAGUGGGGUUCCACUCACUGGUGCAGUUGUUCCACUCACUGGUGCAGUUGUUCCACUCACUGGUGCAGUUGUUCCACUCACUCGUGCAGUUAUUCCACUCACCGGUGCAGUUGUUCCACUCACUUGUGCAGUUAUUCCACUCACUAGUGCAGUUGUUCCACU